GCUGACGAGCACGCUCUACGGCCUUCUAGAACCCUCCUCCCCUUUCCAUAACAGAGUCGAACAUCGCCAUCACCUCCUUCCAUUUCAGGCCUCCAGCCUCCGAUCUAUACCCCGAUCGAGCCUCGCCGGACGGAGGCGCCCCCCAUGCCACAGCCCUAGCGGCGUCAAUCUCACCAGCCCAAACCCCGCCGCCCGCCCGCCAUGUUCGGCGUCGUGUUCCCGGACCACACCUUCCCGCUGGACGCCACCGCCUUCGCGCAGGUCGCGCCGGCCUCCUGGCUCCUCGACCUCUCCACGCUGUCCCUCCCCUCCGCGCCCCGCUCCGCCGUCGUCUUCCUGCUCCCGCCCGCCGCGGCCGCGCUGCCCCCGGGCAAGGCCGUCGCCGUCUACUACCAGGCGGCCGCCAACCGCCCCUUCGCCUUCCUCGGCGCGCUCGGCCCCGCGCGCCCCUCCGCCGCCCUCCAGCUCCCGGAGGCCGGGGACGAGCCGGAGCCCCCCGCCGGGCCCGCCAAGCUGGGCGUCGCCGUGGAGGACGCCGCCGCGCUGCCCUCGCCCCCCGACGAGCAGCGCGCCGAGCGCGUCGCGCUCCGCGUCGGCGAGAACCUCUUCAAUUUCAUGCAGUCCUUCUGCGCCGCCGACGGCGGCAAGCUGGUGGUGCCCACGGAUAUCCUGGACCGCUGGUUCCGCAAGUUCCAGGAGAGGGCCAAGAAGGAUCCCACCUAUCUGAAAAGCUUUGACUUCUGAAACCAAAGCUUUAGGUUAUAUUGCAGUUGCUCUGCAUGCAUAUGUGAUGGGCAGGAGGAUCUCGAUCCUCCUAUGUGUUUGUUUGUACACAAAUUAGCAUGCCUUGUAGGGAGUAGACCAAAUCAAGGUUGCCAAUCCAGCCUCUGUCUAUUUGACAGUUGUAGUGAGAGAAGCGUCAACAAAAACAGCCAUAGUAGAUUAGCUGGUGUAAUGCAACAAACAACAGAUCUUGUUAGCAAACUGUACAAAAUUCCUUUGGUUAAUCCUGAGCAUUUUGUUCUAAAUUUUCA
Messenger RNA from Triticum urartu, 1034 nucleotides. Its product is annotated as hikeshi-like protein. NCBI's taxonomy places the organism in Eukaryota, Viridiplantae, Streptophyta, Magnoliopsida, Poales, Poaceae. The record is from RefSeq and is a predicted model, not a curated record. Gene Ontology annotation, biological process: protein import into nucleus. Gene Ontology annotation, cellular component: cytosol; nucleus. Gene Ontology annotation, molecular function: nuclear import signal receptor activity.